AAAAGACGUAAUCGACCAAAAAUAAACAAAUUUGCCGGAAAAAAUGAAAAAUAUUGAAUAAAAAAAUGUUUUCCAUCACAAAAUGUUUAAAAAAAUCCCCAAAUUCGGUUCAAACUCGUCAAUUUUGGGGAUGGGUCACAAUGAUGUUCAAUCGGGUCGAUUCUUCACGAAUUAGGAAGCACGGAGCAGAUCGCGUUUGUGCAGAAUGGCUUUUACGGAAUGGAGCUUGUGUCAAAUUUGUCGGCGAACAAAAUUUGUUCUGUGAUUACAACUUUUUGCCUCCGGAUACGAUCCCGUUUACACGAAAAAUCAAAGAAAUUUACGCCAAAGAAGCUGGAAUCAACUCUAAUGGGUUCAACCAUUUGCGCGGAUUGACUUCUGUUGACUCAGUUCACAUCGAAAAUUGCGUUUAUGUCGAUAAUGGAGUCUUUUCGAACCUCAUGCAUGUCAAAGAAACACUGAAAACCCUUGAAGUCAUCGAUUGUCAAAACAUUUCCGACGCAGGAUUGCUCGAUGUGAAGAAUUUGGUCAACUUGAGGAAGUUUGUUGCUCAUAAUUUGGCUUAUGUGAAGGAUGAAAAGAAGGUUAAAGAAGAACUGGCGAAGGCUUUACCGCAUUGCGAGUUGGAUAUUAAAGUAAAAUAAAUUUUUUACCUGAAAUUUCGAGGGCUGCACGACGUUUUUUCU
Molecule: messenger RNA, 686 nt
Organism: Culicoides brevitarsis
Lineage: Eukaryota; Metazoa; Arthropoda; Insecta; Diptera; Ceratopogonidae
Product: ATP synthase subunit s, mitochondrial
Exons: 2
Coding region: 66-644 (192 amino acids)
Source: RefSeq, a predicted model, not a curated record